This is a messenger RNA of Drosophila nasuta, 675 nucleotides long. RefSeq names its product arylalkylamine N-acetyltransferase-like 2. NCBI's taxonomy places the organism in Eukaryota, Metazoa, Arthropoda, Insecta, Diptera, Drosophilidae. The coding region runs from base 1 to 675 and encodes 224 amino acids. The transcript has a single exon. The record is from RefSeq and is a predicted model, not a curated record. Gene Ontology annotation, molecular function: N-acetyltransferase activity.
AUGACUACAAACUUUGGUACAAAAGACGGUAUCCUUAUUCGAGUUAUGACCAAGGACGACCUAAGAAUCAUCGAGAACAGUAUUUACGACGAAGAGCCUCUUCAGUUGGCUCUAGUGGGAAACUCGAAGGCCCAAAUGCACCAAUCUCUAAUUGAAAUUUUGGACAAGUUUCACAAUUCUAUGGUAGAACAGGGGACUUGUUUGGUAGCAAUCAAUGAAAAGGAUGGUGAACGCAUUGUUGGAUGUAUCUUAGCUGGAUGCGAAACAUCUGACGAUCUACAAGAAUAUCAUGCCCAAAUUUCUACACUGGAUGAGUGUGCUUUUAAAACAGUCGGCAUAUUUGAGUGUGAAACUAAAAUCAAAGUAAACUACUUCCAGUAUUACAGCGUUUCCAAAGUGAUUUAUGCGGCAAUGAUCAAUGUGGAUGCGUCCAUGCGUGGUAGAGGUUUACGUGCUCGUCUAGCUAAUGUUCUGAAAGAAUUGGGUCGAUCGAAAGGAUUCAAGGUGAUAAAAGCAUGGAGUAGCAGUUUCUAUUCUGCUCGACAAAUGGAGGGAGUUGGCAUGGAGUGCAUUUAUCGUCAGCCCUAUGCAGAUUAUAAGGAUGCCAAAGGUCAAGUCAUAUUUAAGCCACCAGCUCUUCAUAGCGAACUACGUAUAUCGGCUUUAAAACUGUAA